Messenger RNA from Morus notabilis, 279 nucleotides. RefSeq names its product protein SAWADEE HOMEODOMAIN HOMOLOG 1-like. The annotation marks the transcript as partial. The transcript has 3 exons. The record is from RefSeq and is a predicted model, not a curated record. Lineage: Eukaryota; Viridiplantae; Streptophyta; Magnoliopsida; Rosales; Moraceae.
GUUCAGAAAAUGGGGAAAUUGCUAAAUGAACUAGGAGAGGAAGCCCUGAAUAAGGAGUUUUGUCAAAAUAUUGCAAAAAGUUUUACUCGAUCCUCCGGUCGAGCUGGGAAACCGAUUGUAAAAUGGACUGAGGUUCACAGUUGGUUCCAAAGUAGAAAGGAAGAUUCAGCAAAAGCAUCCGAAAAUGUGCCUGAUAUCUCAGGAGCUUCUCCCCCAAUUAAGGCAGUUGAAAGUUCUAAAACGCUUAAAGGUGGUUCUCAUAUUUACAUACUACUUUAA